GCGGAAGUGCGCGGCGCCGCGGGGCGGUGCCUCCGUCGAGCGCGGCCAUGGAGCGCGGCCGGCGCGGGGGUCGGCGUGGAACUCGCAGCCUCGAGACUUUCGCGGCGGAAGCGGAGGCCGCGCUGAGAGCUUGCCUGGAGGGCGAGAGGGCCGCCGAUGGGGGCGCUCGGGAGGCCAAGUUCCCCUGCCCUCUUGCCAUGUGGGAGCUCGGACACUGCGAUCCCAAGAAAUGCACCGGGAGAAAACUAGCCCGAAAAGGGUUGCUGCGAUCCCUGCGCCUCCGCCAGAGAUUCCCGGGCGUCGUCCUGAGUCCGCUGGCUACGGAGUAUGUCUCUCCCGCUGACAGGCAUGUCAUUGUUCAGAGUGGAAUUGCAGUCAUAGAUUGCUCAUGGGCCAAAUUAGAAGAAACUCCCUUUAAGAGAAUAAGGGGGAGUCAUCUGCGGUUGUUGCCUUACUUGGUGGCUGCAAAUCCUGUAAACUAUGGUCGGCCGUGCAAGCUGUCCUGCGUGGAAGCUUUUGCUGCAGCGUUUUGCAUUGUUGGAUUCCCAGAUCUAGCCACCAUUCUUCUAAGACAAUUUAAAUGGGGUAAGACAUUUAUUGACCUGAACAAAGAUCUCUUGGAAAAAUAUGCAGGCUGUCAUUGCCAGGAUGAUGUGCUACACAUUGAGAAGGACUUUUUAGCCUGUGUCCAAGAAAAAAAAGAUGAAGAAAUAGAUCCAUUUGAUGUUGACUUAGAAAAAGAAUUUUCUAAUCCCAACAGGCCAUUCAAUUCCUCAGGUCUAGCACAAAGCAAGGAAGACUCUGAGGACAGCGUGAGCAAUCCAGAUGAUGCCACUGAAAGCAAUGAAAGCAUUGAUGAGAGCAGUCCAGAAGAAAUAAAAAUCCCCAAUAAUUCCAAAGAGUUGUAACAUCUUUGUAUAAAGACAUUUUCUUGUGAA
This is a messenger RNA of Prinia subflava (tawny-flanked prinia), 938 nucleotides long. It is a transcript of the gene TSR3, whose product is annotated as TSR3 ribosome maturation factor. Lineage: Eukaryota; Metazoa; Chordata; Aves; Passeriformes; Cisticolidae. The coding region runs from base 48 to 908 and encodes 286 amino acids. The record is from RefSeq and is a predicted model, not a curated record. The transcript has 6 exons. Gene Ontology annotation, biological process: maturation of SSU-rRNA. Gene Ontology annotation, molecular function: rRNA small subunit aminocarboxypropyltransferase activity.